AUGGAAGUGUUCGUACUGGCAGUGUGGCUUUGCGUCGUCACUGCCGAGCUCGCACAGGACUUAGCGCACAUCGAGGACUUUAUCCAGCAGAAAAGAUAUCUUCUGAAGAAGAAGUACCGGCCUAUGUACCACAUCUCGGCGCCCGUGGGCUGGCUCAACGAUCCAAACGGAUUUAUAUUCUUCAAGCGACAGUACCACAUAUUCUACCAGUACCACCCGUACAACGGCGCGUGGGGUCCGAUCCAUUGGGGCCAUGUGAUCAGUGAUAACCUCGUCGACUGGGCGUUUUACCCACCCGCGCUGGUGCCCAAGGACCACUACGACAAGCACGGCUGUCUCUCCGGGUCGGCGGUCAUUCACAACAGCUAUUUAACACUGUUCUACACGGGCCACGUGCUAUCCAAUAACAAGACUUUUCAAACGCAAAAUGUCGCAAUUAGUGCUGACGGUAUUAUCUUUCAGAAGUAUUUAUACAACCCCAUAAUACGAGACGGCCCCUUUGGCAACGCAGACUUUCGAAAUCCUAAAGUGUGGAGGUUUAGAAACUCAUGGUUCAUGCUGAUUGGAACUUCAAGAUUACAAGAAGCAUACUUAUUAUUGUACACGUCGGCUGAUUUGUUUAACUGGAAGCUCAACGGCACCAUAGCAAAAUCGUAUGGAGAUAUGGGGUACAUGUGGGAGAGCCCAGACUUUUUUGAAAUUGAUGGAUUCACUGUUCUUAUACUAUCAGUGCAAGGUAUUCAAGGCGACGGCCAUCGUUUUCGGAACCUUUAUCAGACGGGAUACGUCAUUGGAAAUUUCAACUACCAAACCGGGCAGUUUGAAGACCUUGAAAUAUCUACAGCGACAUUCAAUGAACUUGACUACGGACACGACUUUUAUGCGGCCAAGACGAUGCAGUCUGUCGAUGGACGCCGACUGCUCGUCGCCUGGUUGGGCAUGUGGGAAAGUGAGUUCGAAGAAUCGAAUGACGGCUGGGCUAGCAUGCUGACCUUAGUGAGAGAACUAAAACUGACAUUUCAAGGCAAACUUCUGAUGACGCCGGUUAGAGAAAUAGUCGAGUUGCGUGCCGAGGUGCUAGAGGACGCUUGGUACAGUCCAGGGGAGGCAUUCUACGCGGGAUCAAGAGCUUUCGAAAUGCUUGUGAACUCUAGUACAGUGAUGUACGACGCUGCAAUCAUACUAGAGUGGAGCGGGGAGCGGCAGUACACCAUUGCCUUCUCAUCAGAGCGAGGCUACGUGAGCGUGGACCGCGGCGGAGUGGACGGCGUCAGGCGAGCAGACUGGUUACCCGUCACACAUAUACACUGGCGUAUUUUUGUCGACUAUAGUUCCAUUGAGGUUUUCUGUGGUACGGGUGAGGUUGUGUUUUCAAGUCGCAUUUAUCCGCGGAAGUCCAUGCGUAUAAGGAUUGCAGGAGACACGCAGUUACAUGUGACUCAAUAUCGACUCAGGCGCAGUGUCGGAUAUGACAAUAAACUCCGCAAGCAAUUGAAAAAUCAUGUUAUUAAUAGGUAUCAUUAA
This is a messenger RNA of Spodoptera littoralis (African cotton leafworm), 1524 nucleotides long. Lineage: Eukaryota; Metazoa; Arthropoda; Insecta; Lepidoptera; Noctuidae. The record is from the annotation of a GenBank genome assembly.